Molecule: messenger RNA, 1992 nt
Organism: Rhinocladiella mackenziei CBS 650.93
Lineage: Eukaryota; Fungi; Ascomycota; Eurotiomycetes; Chaetothyriales; Herpotrichiellaceae
Product: methionine-tRNA ligase
Exons: 2
Coding region: 1-1992 (663 amino acids)
Biological process (GO): methionyl-tRNA aminoacylation
Cellular component (GO): cytosol; aminoacyl-tRNA synthetase multienzyme complex
Molecular function (GO): methionine-tRNA ligase activity; ATP binding
Source: RefSeq, a predicted model, not a curated record
AUGCCCGACAUGGGCUCUGAGAAGAUUCUCCCACAAGACGGGAAAAGAAAUAUCCUCAUUACCUCUGCGCUACCCUACGUCAACAAUGUACCGCAUUUGGGAAACAUCGUGGGGAGCGUGCUCAGUGCCGAUGUCUUCUCUCGAUACAACAAAGCCCGCGGAAGGCCGACCCUCUUCGUCUGUGGAACCGACGAGUACGGCACAGCUACCGAAACAAAGGCACUGGAAGAGGGUGUCACUCCCGAAGAGUUGUGUGCCAAAUACAACAAAAUUCAUGCCGAGAUCUACGAAUGGUUCGAGUUGGGCUUCGACAUUUUUGGCCGUACGCCCACGAGACAGCAUACGGAGAUCUCCCAGGAGAUUUUCCUUCAACUCCAAAAAAAUGGGCAUUUGACCGAACAUACCAAUAGCCAGCCAUUCUGCGAAAAGCACGGAAAAUUUUUGGCGGACCGGUUUGUGGAAGGCACCUGUCCGAAAUGUGGCUAUGAUGAUGCUCGCGGUGACCAAUGCGACAAAUGUGGUAGCCUCCUUGACCCUCUCGAUCUCAUCAACCCUCGAUGCAAAGUCGACGGCGCGACUCCGGUUACCAAAGAGACAAAACACACUUAUCUGCGACUGGAUGAGCUCCAGCCCAGGAUCGAGGAGUGGUCAAAACAAUCCAUUGAGAAGGGCGGAUGGUCCAGAAGCGCCAAAAUAAUCACAGAAUCAUGGUUGAAGCAGGGAUUGAAAGAAAGAGGAAUCACCCGGGAUUUGGCCUGGGGUGUUCCUGUUCCUCUGCCGGGCUACGAGCACAAAGUCCUGUAUGUGUGGUUCGAGGCCUGCAUCGGGUAUCCCUCCAUCACCGCCAACUACACCGAAGAGUGGCAACAAUGGUGGAAGAAUCCAGAACACGUCCAACUCUACCAGUUUAUGGGCAAAGACAACGUCCCUUUCCAUUCCGUCAUCUUUCCCGGUUGCCAGAUGGGUUCCGGAGAGAGCUGGACACAACUGCAUCACUUGUCCUCCACUGAAUAUCUCAACUAUGAAAACGGCAAAUUCAGCAAGAGUCGUGGUAUAGGAGUUUUCGGCAACAAUGCAAAGGAGACCGGAAUUCCUCCAGAUGUCUGGAGAUAUUAUCUUCUAAAGAACCGACCAGAAUCAGGCGACACCCAAUUCGAAUGGCGAUCAUUCAUCGACGGCAACAACUCCGAACUCCUCGCCAAAUUGGGAAACUUCGUCAACCGAAUCAUCAAAUUGGUCAACUCGCCCAAAGCUUACUCGGGGGUAAUCCCCGACUUCGACCCCCAAAAUCUCCCUUCAUCUUUCAAGGAGCCUCUGGCCGAAAUUACGGACCUCCUGAAGCAAUAUCUCGCCGAAAUGGAAGCAGUGCGUCUUCGUAAUGGAGUGCUGGUGGCCAUGAAAAUUGCCGAGGCUGGUAAUGGCCUCAUUCAAGCUCACCGCCUCGACAAUUCUCUUGUUGCCAAUGAUCCGACCCUCGCCGCAGCUGUUGUUGGUACGGUGAUCAACCUCAUCUACCUCUGCUCUGCGAUCUUUGAGCCUUAUCUCCCUGCCACGUGUGCUUCGAUCCGCAAGCAGCUUGACGUCGGCUUUUUGCUGAUUCCUUCGGAAGAGGCCAUCUUCAGUGGCUGGCUACCCACAUACAUUCACCCCGGGCAUAAGAUUGGCAAAGCAGAGUAUCUGUUUACACGAAUCGACGAGAAAAAGGCCGACGAGUGGAGAGAAUAUUUCGGCGGUAAUCAGGCGGAACGGGAGAAAAAGAAGAAAGAAGAGGCAGAGCUUGCUGCGAAGAAAGCUGCUCAGAAAGAGAAAGUGAAGGCCAAGAAGGCUGCGCAAAAGGCUGCAGCUGCCGUAGGGGGUGAAGGUGUUGAAAUGAGUGCCAAAGGGGGUAAGAAGGGGAAGCAUCUGCCGAACGGUGUCACGGAAGGAGACGAGGAUGCAGCAGUGGAGAAAGUCGUUGACGGGGUGGCACAGGUGACGAUACCAACUUCCUGA